UGUUGCGUAUUCCCGUAAUGCUGGGUCGACGAAAUACUGGGUCGGAGUCGCCAGAGUACUGUACUGCACUCUGAAAGAGAGAACGGACCAAGGAGGAUUAAAUGACACGAGGGUGGCGUGGAGAGAUGGGAAGAGACGACCGAAGUUGGUGAUGUGAUUGUGAAUGAAUGGCCUUGAUGUUCGUCCUUGUUAGAAUUAAAGACGAGCAAGCAACCCGCUUUCGACCUCUUCUCUGCCCUUUGGCCCCCCCCGUUGCUGCUGCUGCUGCUGUUGCUGUCGAUAUUUCUGCUGCGGCUAGCUUCUCCGCUGGUACUGACAGUAGCGUGUGCUGAGCGAUUUGCUACCUAUGUAGGCUGCUGGGAUGGCUGCUCAGGGCUGGUUUUAGCGGCCUCCAGUGGUCUGCGCUGGGUGCUGACACAACCUCGUCUCCAACCUGGUCGUGUUUCAAGCCGCUGAAAAGGUGCAAGUGCCUCUGACCUGCAUCACCAAACUCCCCCCAAUCCUGGCUGGGAAUCCGCCCGCACUGCACACCAGCUGCACCGACGUGCCUGGUCACAGACAAGACGCGCGCCAGGUGAAAAUCAACGGCGACCGAGGGCGAAAGUGACAAGUGAGAGCUGCUGCUGCUGGGUUCAAUGGGGUGAGAGGAGAGAAGCAGGCAAGCCGAGUCGGGUCGAUCGAGGGAUGGAUGGGAAGCAGGAGAUGUGAGUAUGUUACAGUACAAUAGUAACCAUACAGUACCGAGGAACGGAACGUGCAAGUAUUUCCAGAUUCGCGCAUUCAUCCAAACGAGCAUGGACAUUGGGGGAG
This is a messenger RNA of Mollisia scopiformis, 810 nucleotides long. RefSeq lists its product as uncharacterized. The transcript has a single exon. NCBI's taxonomy places the organism in Eukaryota, Fungi, Ascomycota, Leotiomycetes, Helotiales, Mollisiaceae. The record is from RefSeq and is a predicted model, not a curated record. Bases 168 to 332 code for a protein of 54 amino acids.